This is a messenger RNA of Rosa chinensis, 1284 nucleotides long. RefSeq names its product protein FAR1-RELATED SEQUENCE 5-like. The transcript is spliced from 3 exons. The record is from RefSeq and is a predicted model, not a curated record. Gene Ontology annotation, biological process: regulation of DNA-templated transcription. NCBI's taxonomy places the organism in Eukaryota, Viridiplantae, Streptophyta, Magnoliopsida, Rosales, Rosaceae. The coding region runs from base 1 to 1284 and encodes 427 amino acids.
AUGUCUGCACUGCUCGGGGCUGCAGCUAGGCUCGGGGCGCGAAGGAGGGGCGGGGCUUGCCGGACGGAGGCCAGGGGUCAGGUGGACCGGUCUGCAGUCGAUGGAGUUGCCAGCGACGUGGUUGCAGCGCUGCCUAGAAACCUGCAGUUGCAGGUGAGGUCGGGGACUAUGUUUCAGGCAAUGAAUUUAGGGUCAGUUUCAUGUUCUGCUGAGACCACUGAAGUGUACAUUCCUCAAGUAGCGGAUGAGUUGAAGCCUACAAAAAACUGUGAAUUUAGAACACUAGAUGAACUUUUUGAAUUUUACAACAAGUAUGCUUUUGAAGCUGGGUUUAGUGUUCGGAGAAGUUCUACUGCCAAGAGUAAAGAUGGUUUUGAAACUAUAAGACAAGAACUUUGUUGUCGCAAAGAAGGGCAUUCACAGAAACAUACAGCUCUACCAAAAAAGCGGAAAGGGAUCAUAAGAACGGGUUGUCUAGCAAAGGUUGCAGCUGUGAAGAGAUGUGGCAUAUAUGUAAUCACUCAAUUUAUGGAAGCUCAUAACCAUCCUUUGACAACUCCAGAUAGAGUUCAUUUGUUACCAUCUCAUCAUCAAGUUUCAAAUGCUACCAAAUGCUUAACCAUGGAACUUGGACUAGUAAAUAUUCCAACCCACCAACAAAUCAGUUUGCUUGAAGUUCAAUCGGGAGGAAUUGGGAAUAUGGGUUGCACAGAGAAAGAUAUAUACAAUUAUGAAAGAGAUAAGCGAGAAGAGUUGAAAGGACAUGAUGGAGAUAUGUUGAGGGCUUAUAGUUUCUUUGGGGAUGUAGUUAUCUUUGAUACAACAUACAACACUAACAAAUAUCGGCUGAUAUUUGCACCACUAUUAGGGGUUAACCACCAUGGCCAGACCAUUAUGUUUGGUUGUGCAUUCUUAGGUGAUGAAUCCACAGAGUCGUUUGUUUGGCUACUCAAUACUUUCUUAGAAGCAAUGCCAGGAGGAAGUCCCCCAAAAAUGAUAAUUACUGAUCAAGAUCCUGCUAUGAAGAUUGCCAUUUCCCAAGUUCUUCCUAACACAUUCCAUAGGUAUUGCAGUUGGCACAUAUUAAAUAAGUUUUCAGAAAAGAUAGGUGCAGUGAAAUGUAAUGAAUAUUAUGAUGACUUUAGAAGUUGUGUGUGGAACUCUGAGAUGACAGAAGAAUUUGAUAAGAAGUGGAAGGAAGUUGUUGAGAAGAGUGGUUUAAGUGACAAUGGAUGGCUUCAAUCAAUUUAUGACAUUCGAGCAUCAUGGGCCCGCAUACUGUAA